CCCCUCUCCCCCCCCCCCUGCCCGCCCCGGGGAGCGGCGCGCGGGGCGCGGGGCGGCGCGCGCCAUGGCGGGCCCCAGCCUGCGGCCGCACGUGCACUGGGCGCAGCGGCACCGCGAGCUCUACCUGCGCGUGGAGCUGAGCGACGUGCAGAACCCGGACGUCGCCAUCACCGACAACGUGCUGCACUUCCGAGCUCAGGGUCAUGGUGCCAAAGGGGACAACAUCUACGAGUUUCAGAUCGAGUUCCUAGAACCCGUUGAGCCCAAACCUGUGUGCAGGGUGACUCAAAGGCAGCUGAACAUCACUGUGCAGAAAAAAGAGAGUAACUGGUGGGAGAGACUCACCAAGCAAGAGAAGCGCCCGCUCUUCCUGGCUCCCGACUUCGACCGCUGGUUGGAUGAAUCUGAUGCUGAAACUGAGCUGAGGGAGAAGGAAGAAGAAAAGAUUAACAAAAUGAAAAUAGAAUCCAGAGUCCCAAAAGACCCUUUCAGACACCUGAAGAAAGGAUACUUAGUCAUGUAUAAUCUUGUACAGUUUUUGGGAUUCUCUUGGAUUUUUGUGAACAUGACAGUACGACUGUUCAUCUUAGGAAAAGAUUCCUUCUACGAUACAUUUCACACUAUUGCUGACAUGAUGUAUUUCUGUCAGACCCUGGCAAUCAUGGAGAUUGUGAAUUCCCUCAUAGGACUAGUCAGAUCACCACUGGCACCUACUGUAAUGCAGGUAUUUGGAAGAAGCUUUAUUUUAUUUGUUAUCCUUGGAGGCCUAGAGGAAAUGCAGAGCAAACCUGUGGUGUUCUUCGUAUUUUAUUUCUGGAGUAUCAUCGAGCUCUUCAGGUAUCCAUAUUAUAUGCUUUCAUGCAUUGGUAUCGAAUGGAAACCACUGACCUGGCUCCGUUACACUGCCUGGAUCCCUCUCUACCCCUUAGGAGGCUUGGCAGAAGCUGUCUCCAUCAUUCAGUCCAUUCCAAUCUUCAGUGAAACAGGGAAGUACAGUCUGGCAUUGCCAAACCCACUGAACGUCACAAUCCAGUUUUCAUUUUUGCUUCAAAUAUGCCUUAUAGCCUUGUUUUUAGGGGUAUUUCUAAACUACCGUCAUCUCUACAAGCAAAGGAAACAGCACCUUGGACCAAAGAAGAGAAAGAUGAAGUGAAGGACUGCAGUGCUUUCUUAUCAAACUUCUCUCAAGUACAAGAUAAGCCUCUAAUUCUCAUGGUUUUACUCCCUGUAAUGUAAAGAAUUUUGUAAAAUUAAAUGAUCGCAUUAGAUUUCGUGAUUUCAUAGUGAAUUCAGGUAACAUUCCCAUAUCCUGUAUUUUGUUCCCUCUCAAUCACCUGUGCAUGACAUUUACCAGUGAACAGUAACACUUAAACUUGUAUCCUGUCAACUACCAUAUUAGAAAGAAAUCCUAUUAUCUGCAUAUAAUAUGCUUAUGAACAGUGGAGCAGCACUAAAUAGAAAUAGUGUUUAUCUUUUAAUUGGAGAUUUGCUCUUUCACUCUUGCAUGCAGAUAGGGCUUCUGAUGUUGGGAUAUCCUGUUAGCUGGCCCUGCUGUUCCUUGGUGCAUCUUGGUGGCAGGAGGAGCACAGUCUGAGACCCCUGUAAACAGUUUUGGGGUGUUUGUUAAAGGUUUUUGGGUGUCUGUUAGAGGCUGGGGUAACCUUGCUCAGCACACACCCCUCCUGCAUUCUGCUGCUGCAGAAUUGAAACUGGAUGUAUCUGAUGUUGAUAUAAGUGCUACCAAUUUAGUCUGUUUCUAGUUUAGCCUUAACAGGAGUGCUGUGUGGAUCCUAGCAGGCCUGUAGCAACACAUCCUUAUCCAGGUGUCAGGGGAAAGAAGUUGCUGCUCUCUGACAGGGUCGGGUUUGGUAAUGCCAGCACUGAAACAACAAAACAAGGAAACACAGGUACCACCUUCUCUUAGCCCGUGAACAAACUCCAACAGAGCUCCAUCCCACCAAAGCAAAGGGAAAACAUGGAACUCUCUUGGGAGACCAGGGCUCCUUGGAUCAUUCCUGCCAGGGCUGUAGCUUCUGUUUUUAUUUAUAGACUUUGGAAGGCAGCAGACUGCUUUCCUACUUAAAUUUAGGGUUGCACUGGAGAAGUUGGUGCAUAUGCCUUGUUGGUUGGCCCCUGGUGGGAUGGAGUAGUGGCUCGAAUUGUGUUUUAUUUUGAUAGCUUGUAUCUAACAAAUAAAAGAGCAGUUUUCCCUGAAUUCCAGGUCAUCUACCUCACCUGGAAGCCUUUGUUUCAGCUGACUUUAUCUCCACAUGUCCUUCACACCUAGCCUCCUGUAGUUAAUUCCAGAUCUCUCUGGCCUUCUCAAGCCUCAAGUUUAGCAAAGUGUGCUCUAAACUGUAUAAUGGUUAUGAACAGGUUGCUCCACAAAAACUGCCACUGCUCCUAGGGCAAGGCAAAGCAAGGCCAGCAAUCCAGAACAGGCACUGAAGUGGAGAUUAGCUUAGUGCCAUGUCACUAUUUAUCUCUUUCUACUGUAAAACACUAUAAAUUCUCCAGAAAAUUAUUGUUCCUGUUAAAGGUAACAGCUUACUGUUUGUGAUGUAGACCCAGUUAUUGUUACUAUAAAGGAAGGGAAAUACUGUUACAGGGAGAUGUAACACAGAACUGGUACAGGCUCCAGGCUGCAUUUCACAAAUGUGUUCUGUCAACAGGAGGCAUGAUGCAACUGCUCUUCGGGGGCACUUGAGACUCCCUCCUCACUGCAGAGUGCAGGUUACUUUACUCAGGAGAGUUGAGCAUUAUUUACAUACUUAGCAUUUCACUAUAGCACACACUGUACCUGUGUUUGAAGUAUGUCAAAGGAUUGAAUUCGUUGAGUAAUGGAACAGCAAGGAUCACUUUCAUACUUCGUAAUUUCUCCACUGGGCAUUUAAACUUCAGUUAUGAAAUCUGUAUGUAUUCAUACAUUGUAUUUCUCAGUGAAACUGUGGUACUUAGUGCAAGCUGUCAUGGGUCUUAACACUACUGAAUUUUAGUCCUUCAGGAAGAAUGUGUUUCUAUUAAUAAAGAUUUACAACCAAA
Molecule: messenger RNA, 3042 nt
Organism: Apus apus (common swift)
Lineage: Eukaryota; Metazoa; Chordata; Aves; Apodiformes; Apodidae
Gene: HACD3
Product: 3-hydroxyacyl-CoA dehydratase 3
Exons: 11
Coding region: 65-1153 (362 amino acids)
Biological process (GO): fatty acid elongation; sphingolipid biosynthetic process; very long-chain fatty acid biosynthetic process
Cellular component (GO): endoplasmic reticulum membrane
Molecular function (GO): 3-hydroxyacyl-CoA dehydratase activity
Source: RefSeq, a predicted model, not a curated record